Messenger RNA from Erpetoichthys calabaricus (reedfish), 2218 nucleotides. Its product is annotated as zinc transporter ZIP1-like. Bases 159 to 1121 code for a protein of 320 amino acids. NCBI's taxonomy places the organism in Eukaryota, Metazoa, Chordata, Cladistia, Polypteriformes, Polypteridae. The record is from RefSeq and is a predicted model, not a curated record. Gene Ontology annotation, biological process: zinc ion transmembrane transport. Gene Ontology annotation, molecular function: zinc ion transmembrane transporter activity. The transcript has 4 exons. Gene Ontology annotation, cellular component: plasma membrane.
CGUUAGUUCUGAUUGACUGUUUACUUCAAAAGUCGAAGGAAGUCCGUCUGAUGGAGUGAGUACCAGUUUAGGUUUAUAAUCAACACAAAAGCAUGCAUGGAUGAAGAGAAGUAACCCAAGUCUGUUUAACACAGGACUGAAUCGCUACAUUGAACACCAUGGAUUCUGAGAAGGGCUCAGAUACAACAUUGGAGUCGGCUGAAACAAUGACUGGGUUAGAGGUCAAACUGAUUUCACUGGUAAUACUGCUACUUGUGACUAUGCUAUUUGGGUUUGGACCAUUCUUCAUGAUUAGGUUUUCAGGAGUGCUUGGAAUUGCACCAGGUACUUGCCGAAGAAAUAUGAGCCUGGUGAGCUGCUUUGCAGGUGGGGUGUUCCUUGCUACAUGUCUUUUGGACUUGUUGCCCGAUUACCUGGCUGGAAUCACAGAAACAUUUAACAAUCUUCAAGUCACUCUUGUGUUCCCUCUGCCUGAGUUCAUCAUGACAAUGGGUUUCUUCUUAGUGCUUAUUAUGGAACAAGUAGUGCUGGCCUACAAAGACCAGUCCCUUGGUUCCAUAGAUGAGAGGCGUAAUCUGCUUGUAGCAUCAAACAUUCAGUCUGGUAACCCACAUGAAGCUGAAAGGGACAGGGAUGAAGGUGUGCAUCUUCAUGUAGAUUUCAAUUCCCAUUCAGCAAUACGCACUUUUAUCCUGGUGUUUUCAUUAUCUCUACACUCCAUCUUUGAAGGACUUGCAGUUGGACUUCAGAAGCAGACUGACAAAGUUCUUGAAAUCUGUUUGGCGCUGCUUAUUCACAAAUGUAUCAUAGCUUUUAGUUUGACCUUCAAGUUGGUGCAAAACCACCUGCGACGUGGUGUUGUGGUAAUGUGCAUUCUGCUGUUUUCUGUUAUGUCACCUCUGGGGAUUGGUUUGGGUAUCUUGCUGACAGAGAAUACCAGUAGCGUGCAUCAGCUUUCCCACUGUGUCCUGGAAGGCAUUGCUACUGGAACGUUCAUAUAUAUCACCUUCAUGGAAAUACUGCCCCAUGAACUUGCAUCUUCUGAACUGCGCAUCCCAAAGUUGGCCAUGUUACUUCUAGGCUUUACUGUAGUCACAGGAGUUCUUUUCAUAAGGUUUUAAAAAGAGAUGCCUCUUACAGUGCACAACGAUAAGGGAAUCCCUAAUCUCAUGUCAUCUGUACUAAAGUGUAUUCUUAUAAAUUCAGCAGUCAGAAGUGUUAAAAAAAAAAAAAUGAACUAGCAAAACUGCCAAUCCUAGCUGUUAAAUAAUAAUUAGGUGGUACAGUAUGCUCCUGCUCUAAUUGUAGGGAGUUAGAAUUUGUUACUGGUACAUAUCAUAUUGUAUUUAUCUGAUUUUUUUUUUUUUUAUUUAUGUUUAAAUAGCUAUUUUAUGGUCAUUUGCAGCUCUGUGUCUUCCCCGCUUUACUCUUAGCUAUGAGGGGUGAUUAAAAAGAUUUUUAUCCUGACCUAUUAAGAGAAACACUAGUAAAACCAAACAAGUUUUAUUUUUCUACAUAAUCCCCCAACAACAGUAGUGUACUUCUUACAUUCACUAAGCUUUUCUGAGCCACUCAAAUACAAAUAAUGUUCUGUCUUCCUUGUGCUACUACUUUUCUGUAGCUGACUUCCUCAUAACACAGUGAAGGUGGCUUGUCAGAUUGGUGAAACGUGGGUAGUCACACAGGGCCGGGUCUGGAAAAUUUGGUGAGCCUGGCAUCUCUUUGACUCCACAGGUGAACUUAGCACCCUUUGCAACUUGUUUAUUGGUUGGGGGGGUAGGCUGCUUGAUCAACAGCUUUUGUUACAGUUUAUGCCCAACUGAAUGUUGGAAAUAUCUGAACAAAUCUGCAUAAUACUGAUCAGUUAUGUAGGUCUUCUGAGAGAUUUAAUCAAGGUGGACAAUAUACUUAAUAUCAUGAAAAAUUGUACUCCAUUAUUGAAUUCGUAUGUGUGGCGUAUGAAGUGGAGUGAUCCUGGAACACAUUGCUUUGUUGGGAAUGAAUCUCCAAGGGCUUAUUUUUCUCUAGCAUUAUAAAUUCAUUGGUUGCACAUUAAUUGAUAUUCUGCAUUUUCAUCAUGUAUUUCAUAACUUGUAAUUUACAGUGUUUAGUACACACACAAGCUAUUCCUGUGGCCAUAUACAUAAUCAGCACUGUAGAUUAUCCCUUUCAGGCUCAGGCUGAAACUUUUUGAUCACUCCUCAUAUUUCCUGAUAAC